AGACCACCGUGAGCAAUGGGGACAACAAAGGAGAUGAGGUCAGAAGUCUUGUUAGGCCUGGAUGUUAUUCAUGGGAGUUCGGAUUUUAUUCUAGGUGGGGUGAGCAGUCAUGGGAAGACUGCUCAGCAGGGGCAUGCAAUGAUCUGAUUUCAGCUUUAGUCUACUCCAGGCCCUGCAUAAAGAAUGGAACGCAGGAGUGAGGUGGGUUACGUUUUCCAAGACGGCAGCAAUAGUAUCUCCCAUUCCACAUCCUCUUGCACAAGGUCACCUUGACACACCACCCGCUGAGAGAGGUGGGGUCUGUGUCCCUCCCCUUGAAUCUAGCACCAGAAGUGACAGGGCAUGACACCCGAGGCUGGGUCAGGGAAGGCAACACACUUCUGCCUUGUUCACUAAGGAGCCCUGGGAGGCUGUGUAAGGAGCCCAGCACCCUGACUUCUGCCCUGCUGGGAGGAAGCCCAAGCUGCACCCAGAGGCCGUACAGGGGCUCUUGUCCACAGCCCCUGCGAAACCCAGCCCACAGCUGGCAUCAACCACAAGACCUGCAAGUGGACACGCCUCCAGAUGAUUCCAGCCCCCCAUUUGUUGAGUCACCCCUAAACCUCAGUCUUUCCAACUGAGUAGAAACAAUGUCAGCUCUGCCCUGCCCAAAUUCCUGACUCAGAGCGUCUGUGAGCACCAUAAAAUGGUUGUUUUACACCACUAAGGUUUGGAAUGGUUUCUUAAACCACCAUCCCUAAGGGGGAAGGGGUCGGGGGCUCAUGGAACAGAGUGAUGCCCGCGCCUGCACCAGGCCGGAGAGGACGCGGGAAAGAGAGAGCGUAGGUGCAGGAUGCGUUUUGGAGUUAAACCCAAGAGAACUUGCUGUAUGCAGAUCACCAAGGGAGGGUGGAUAAGAGGGAAGCCAGGGCCCGGCGAGCGCCACGAUGUUCAGAGCUGGAGCCCCCUCCCCUCCCCUCCCCUCCCGGCCCGGGCGACUACAUCUCCCGGCAUCACUCGCUCAGGCCGCGGGAAGGGGAAAAAAAAAAGUUUGGGCCAAGUAUUCCCGGAAUGCUCUUCCUGCUGGCGCGGGGCGGGGGGCUGGCGCGGAGGCCCGGGCGGGGCGGGGAGGGCGGGGGCGGCGCGGCCGGAGCCCGGGGCGCGCACUCGCCCGGCCCGGGCCCCAGCAUGGCCGAGCCGCUGCUCAGGAAGACCUUCUCCCGCCUGCGGGGCCGGGAGAAACUUCCCCGGAAAAAGUCGGACGCGAAGGAGCGCGGCCGCCCAGCCCAGCACCCGGAGCCCAGCCCUCCAGAGUCAGAGCCCCAGGCUGCUGAAGGGCCCCAGGCGGGAGCAGAGGGGCCCCCCAGCCCUGAGGCACCUCGCAGCCCCGCGCGGGGAGCCUACCUGCAGAGCCUGGAGCCCAGCAGCCGCCGAUGGGUGCUGGGCGGGGCCAAGCCACCAGAGGACGCUGCUUUGGGGCCCGGGGCACCUGGCAGCGGGGAGCCCGCCGGAGAGAUCUGGUACAACCCUAUCCCUGAGGAAGAUCCCAGAGCCCCGGCACCGGAGCCCCUGGGGCCACAGCCAGGCUCGGCUGAGCCAGAGGGCCUGGCCUCCCAAGGCGCAGCCCCCGCCAGCCCCCCCACCAAAGCCUCGCGCACGAAGUCCCCGGGCCCGGCCCGGCGCCUCUCCAUGAAGAUGAAGAAGCUGCCGGAGCUGCGGCGCCGCCUGAGCCUGCGGGGCAGCCGGGCCGGCCGGGAGCGCGAGAGGGCCGCCCCCGCGGGCUCCGUCAUCAGCCGCUACCACCUGGACAGCAGCGUGGGGACCCCCGGGCGCGCGGCGGUGGCCGGGGGCCUGCGGGGCCCACGGGCUGGUUACCUCAGUGAUGGCGACUCACCGGAGCGCCCAGUGGGGCCCCCGUCGCCCACUGCCUUCCGUCCCUAUGAGGUGGGCCCCUUGGCCCGGGGGCCCCCGGCCGCGCUCUGGGGCCGCCUCAGCCUGCACCUGUACGGGCUGGGGGGGCUGCGGCCGGCGCCCGGGGCCACCCCGAGAGACCUCUGCUGCCUGCUGCAGGUGGAUGGGGUGGCCCGGGCCCGAACAGGGCCCCUGCGCGCGGGGCCGGACUUCCUGCGGCUGGACCACACCUUCCACCUGGAACUCGAGGCUGCCCGGCUGCUGCGGGCCCUGGUGCUGGCGUGGGACCCCGGCGUACGGCGGCACCGGCCCUGCGCCCAGGGCACUGUGCUGCUGCCCACGGUCUUCCGAGGAUGCCAAGCCCAGCAGCUGGCUGUGCGCCUGGAGCCCCAGGGGCUGCUGUAUGCCAAGCUGACCCUGUCAGAGCAGCAGGAAGCACCGGGCACAGCUGAGCCUCGUGUCUUCGGGCUGCCCCUGCCGCUGCUGGUGGAGCGGGAGCAGCCCCCAGGCCAAGUGCCCCUCAUCAUCCAGAAGUGUGUUGGGCAGAUUGAACGCCGAGGACUGCGGGUAGUGGGGCUGUACCGUCUGUGCGGCUCGGCAGCCAUGAAGAAAGAAUUGCGGGAUGCCUUUGAGCGGGACAGUGCAGCUGUCUGCCUCUCUGAGGACCUGUACCCCGAUAUCAAUGUUAUCACUGGCAUCCUCAAGGAUUAUCUUCGGGAGCUGCCCACCCCACUCAUCACCCAGCCCCUCUAUCAGGUGGUGCUGGAGGCCAUGGCCCAGGGGCCUCCAAGCAGGACUCCCCCCAGCACUGAGGGCACCCGUGGGCUCCUCAGCUGCCUGCCAGAUGUGGAAAGGGCCACGCUGACGCUUCUCCUGGACCACCUGCGCCUUGUCUCCUCCUUCCACGCCCACAACCGCAUGACCCCGCAGAACCUGGCCGUGUGCUUCGGUCCCGUGCUGCUGCCGGCUCGCCAGGCACCCGCCAGGCCCCGCAUCCGCAGCUCCGGCCCGGGCCUCACCAACGCGGUGGACUUCAAGCGCCACAUCGAGGUGCUGCACUACCUGCUGCAGGCCUGGCCAGAUCCCCGCAGGACCCCAGACGCUCCGGACCUCGCCCCGUACCUGCGGCCCAAACGCCAGCCGCCGCUGAACUUGCCCUUGGCGGGCCCCGAAGUAGUGACUCGGCCCCGCGGCCGAGGCGGCCCCGAGAGCCCUCCGAGCAACCGCUACGCCGGCGACUGGAGCGUUUGCGGGCGGGACUUCCUGCCCUGUGGGCGGGACUUCCUGUCCGGGCCGGACUACGACCAGGUGACGGGGAGCGACAGCGAGGAGGAGGACGAGGAGGCCGGCGAGCGGGCGGGCCCCGCCGACUUCGAGGACGACUUUGAGGCGCCUUUCAACGCGCACCUGAACCUCAAAGACUUUGACGCACUCAUCCUGGACCUGGAGCGAGAGCUCUCCAAGCAGAUCAACGUGUGCCUCUGAGCGGGCGGUCGGGCGCCCCGACAACGGCGGGGAGCGCACCUGCUGCUCGGGGCCGGGCUCUGGCUGCCGGCGUUGCCUAGCGACCAACCAGCCCCCGGCUGAGCAUCACUCCUCUCUCCAGCGCUCAGUACUUGGACGCUGGUUGCGGAGGCCGGAGACUGGGGAUUUCCGGGACCAGCUGUUGUGGCCGUCUUUUCUGAGUACCAAGGGCUUCUCCCCCGGACUGCCACAAGGCAGUUCUCCCGCUUGCUGGGCUGGCCUCUUGCCUCCCCUUGGCCGGGGAAACACCAGUUACUGUGAGCAUCACCCUGGGAUGGUAAGACACCCCCCCAGUCAGUCCUCUUGCUGCUGCCAACCAAAUCAGUAUUAGCUUUGAGCAUUGCACUCUGCUUCUCCCUGCCUCUAAGAGCCCAAGGACUAUCAGGAGGUGCCAUUUGGGGCAGAGUUGGGGGAAGCCCCUGUCCUGGGCUCCAGCUGGACAAGGGCAGCCUGGGGUUAUAGAAAAACAGGUGGUUCCCCCACCCUCUUUUCCAGGGAAAACCCCAUGAUUGCCUCAAACCAGCAAAUGGAGAUAGCAGAGUCUGGCCCUUCCCCUCCCCUAUUCUUGCUCCCCAUUUCUGAAGAAAUUGAGCACUUAUAAGACCUCCCUUUUGGAGGGGCCCCACUUGAAGUGUCAGGCUGGGGGCAUUUUGGUACGGAACAUAUUUAUUUCCUCCGUGCGUGUGUGUCUGUGUGAGGAUUAGUAUGCAUGGACAUGUCUGGAGCAGGUGUAUGGGGCUCUUUCAGGGACCACAGAGGUGGGCAAAAAGUUCAGUGUCCAGGCACCCUGAAAUCCCCAGUAAUGGUGCCUCAGUUGUGGCCACUCAGAGUUCCAUUGGGAGAGUAGGGUCCCCUCCUGUCUCCCCUCUUUCCCUCACUUCCAUCUUGUGGACAAUAAAUCAAUAUGCACAGGU
Messenger RNA from Equus caballus (horse), 4328 nucleotides. RefSeq names its product synapse defective Rho GTPase homolog 1 (gene SYDE1). Gene Ontology annotation, molecular function: GTPase activator activity. NCBI's taxonomy places the organism in Eukaryota, Metazoa, Chordata, Mammalia, Perissodactyla, Equidae. Gene Ontology annotation, biological process: signal transduction; cell migration; regulation of Ras protein signal transduction. The record is from RefSeq and is a predicted model, not a curated record. Gene Ontology annotation, cellular component: synaptic membrane.